Messenger RNA from Paramormyrops kingsleyae, 2722 nucleotides. Its product is annotated as probable proton-coupled zinc antiporter SLC30A4. Gene Ontology annotation, molecular function: zinc ion transmembrane transporter activity. The record is from RefSeq and is a predicted model, not a curated record. Lineage: Eukaryota; Metazoa; Chordata; Actinopteri; Osteoglossiformes; Mormyridae. Gene Ontology annotation, biological process: response to zinc ion; zinc ion transmembrane transport. Gene Ontology annotation, cellular component: plasma membrane.
AGGCAGGGGAAAUGUGCGGAUCCGUGUAAGUGCCGCUGUUAUUGUCCUGGCCAGAAGGUGCUCGUCGCCUCUGUCACGCCAGCCUGUGACUGUCACUCGGAUUUGGACCAGGACCUCCUUACGCCACGCCGAGCCGUCACCAUGCAUUCAGUUCGGAGCCCCGGAGACACACCCAGGAGAGCUGAUCCGACUUUUUAGGGGUAGCGGGCUGAGAUCGCCGCCCUUUAACAGGAAGACGUGCCAUCGGACAGACCCUAACCAUGUCGACCGAAAGGUUUUUAUCCCGGGUAAGGUCUGUCUUCAGACGGGAGCCCGGAGAGGUCUUUAACGACACGGCCGCCUUUGGCUUCUCCGACGAGCUUGAGGACGAAGAGAUGCCCAAAUUCAGCAAGCUCAAAGUGGUCGUGUCCGGGGAAAUGGAGCACCAUCCGGAUGCCGAAGCCACCGGCUCCGGAGCUGCAGACUGGGAAGACGACUCUCUAAUGGGCUCGUCCGCCCGGCCGGGUGGCCCCGGUGGCCCCGCGGUACGUGCGGAGCCCUGUGACGCCUGCAGCAAGUCCAAAGACGCCGCCAAGAGAAGCAGGGUGAUCAAAAGACUGGGACUGGCGGCAGUCCUCUAUUUUCUUUUUAUGGUGGGAGAACUCAUAGGUGGUUAUGUCGCUAAUAGCCUAGCGAUUAUGACCGAUGCGCUUCACAUGCUAACGGAUCUCAUCGGUGUUAUUGUGUCCUUGCUUGCGCUGCGGCUGUCCGCGAGACCACCCACAAAAAGGUUCACCUUCGGAUUGCACCGCCUGGAGGUCGUCUCCGCCGGCAUCAGCGUGUUGCUCAUCUACAUGCUGACCGGGGUGCUCUUGAACGAAGCCAUCCAGAGGACGCUCCACCAAGACUUUGAGAUCGCUGGAGACGUCAUGCUCAUUACGGCGGCCGUCGGGGUCGCCGUCAACCUCAUAAUGGGCUUCCUGUUGAAUCAGUCGGGGCACCUUCAUUCUCACUCCCACCCCCAGCAUGACGAGACGCCCUCCCCCGGCAGCCCCCAUCAGGGCAGCCUCGCAGUCCGGGCGGCGUUCAUCCACGCUCUUGGAGACCUGGUGCAGAGUGUGGGUGUGCUCAUUGCUGCCUACAUUGUGCGCUUUAAGCCAGAGUACAAGAUUGCAGAUCCCAUUUGCACGUACAUUUUCUCCAUACUUGUCCUGUUCACAACCCUGCGAAUCAUACGGGAUACAGGGAUCAUCAUACUUGAAGGGGUGCCGAGACACCUGGAUAUGGGGCUGAUCAGGGAGGCCUUGCAGAACCUGGAGAAUGUGCAGUCUGUGGAGGAGCUGAACGUGUGGGCGCUCACAGCGGACAAGGCUGCAGCCAUGGUGCACCUGCAGCUCACACCAUCUAGUGGCCACAGGUGGGAAGACGUACAGGUCCAGGCCAGGCGCCUCCUGGUGGAUACAUACGGCUUCUACAAGUGCACGGUCCAGCUUCAGAGCCAUGGGAGCAGCGUACCUAGCACGUGCUCGACCUGUGCCCGCCUCAGUGCCUGACAGGAAGUCGCCCACACGCACACUGGCAUAGGGCUUUUACUUCUCUGCUUUUAAAACUCCGUGACUCGUGACUGUGCUGAAUUCUUCCAUUUACCACAAGGGGCCUUAAUUCUGUCAAGACUACCGAAUGUCAUGAAGGUAUUUGUUUAGGCUUUAUAUAUAUAUAUAUACUUUUAAACAAGCAGGUGCCUUAAUCUUCAUUUUUUUUUUCAGAUGUCUCUCUUAUACCUUGACUCAUUUUUUAUAUUUUAAAGGUGUUGGUGUUAUUGCCGACUGUAAAGCUUAAGUUUCUGUGGAAAGCCAGGUACCUGUUUACUCUCCUUAUCUCUGCACCUUGACCCCCAGCCAUAAUGGGUGUUACCGCCAUCACUGGCCACACAGAGGGCUGCCUUGUUCUACUGUCCCUGUGGCAUGUGGCGGGGGACCUGCUCCCUGUCACCUUCAUGUCACCUGGAAGAAAGGUGCUGGGGUGUCAUAGUGCGGAGGCAGGACACUGUGAUUAAGGGGGGGGGGGGGGGUCAUCAUGCUUGCGGUGCAGCUGGCCUGUUAUGGUGCCCAACUGGCCCUGCACUAGCAGGCGGUGAGACACACUGCAGCGACGCCUCAUGCCGCACUAGAGAAAGAUGGCUACUCACUGAGCAGCAGCAACUGACACCUUUGUGGACUGCGAUCUGUAACACUACACACACGUUACUCUGCGCGCACACACACACACACACACACACACAUGGCUGUGGUUCCUGUUUUUAGCCACCGCCUUCCACACUGCCCCUUCGUUUAGCUCUUUUUGUCAACUGCAGGGCGGGCAGGUUAACUCCCUAAGGGGGUCUCAUGACUAAUAAGGCAGCAGUUUGCGGGCGUGUAUCCUCAGUAUGUAUUAUCUGUAAUGUAUAAUCCGAUAAUUAACAGGUUAUGGUGUGAUCUGCAGUGUUUAACUUGAAAAUAAUACUGGAAUAUUUUCAUACAUUUUGGCAUAAGCUAUGUCUUGUUUUUUAUUGUUCAUAUUUCUGUCACAUCUUGUUUAGGUGACAGUGGUGUUUGUGAAAUCGUGCCAUGUGUAAGACUUGUGGGCCAGAUGCUGUGACUGGCGCUGUACGAACAGGAUAAUCAUAUGGACAAUUUAGGAUCUUGGAAGAUGUGAGGAAAAGAUAUUUGUUAGUUGAAAUAAAAUACCUUUUCUGACCAACAAA